Messenger RNA from Ilyonectria robusta, 690 nucleotides. Its product is annotated as Snf7-domain-containing protein. Gene Ontology annotation, cellular component: ESCRT III complex; multivesicular body. The transcript has 2 exons. The record is from RefSeq and is a predicted model, not a curated record. Lineage: Eukaryota; Fungi; Ascomycota; Sordariomycetes; Hypocreales; Nectriaceae. The coding region runs from base 1 to 690 and encodes 229 amino acids. Gene Ontology annotation, biological process: endosome transport via multivesicular body sorting pathway; late endosome to vacuole transport; protein transport.
AUGGAGACCUUCAAGGCCCUAUUCGUGAAGCCGGAUCCCCAGGCGCAGAUGCGCAAGUGCAACGCCCUCGUCCGAUCCAACAUCCGUAAGCUCGACCGCGACAUAGUCGCCGUCAAGCAAGUCGAGGCCAAGACCAAGAACCUCAUCCUACAAGCCGACCGCCGCUCCCAACGAGACCCCGCCCGCGCCAAGCAGGCCCAGCAGGAGAUCCGCCUCUUCGCCCGCGAGCUGGUCCGCACCCGCCGCACCUCGGCCCGCCUCAUCACCUCCAAGGCGCAGCUUAACUCGGUUCAGAUGCAGGUCAAUGAGGCCUUCGCCGUCCGCAAGAUCGAGGGUUCCAUCCGCGCCAGCGUCGGCAUCAUGAAGGACGUAAAUACCCUCAUCCGCCUCCCUGAGCUGGCCGGCACCAUGCAGGAACUGAGCAUGGAGCUGAUGAAAGCGGGCAUUAUCGAGGAGAUGGUUGAGGACACGCUGCCCUCUGACCCGGAUAUGCUCAUGGAGGACGAUGAGGCCGAGGGCGAGGUCGACAAGGUGUUGGGUGAGAUUCUCAAGGAUCGCAAGGAGCCCAAGCUACCCACGGUGCCGCUCACAGAGCCCCAGAAGAAGGUCGAGGAAGAGGAGGAGGAGGAGGAAGACGCCGAGGCCAUGAUGGACCAGAUGCGGAACCGACUAGAGGCGCUGCGAAGCUAG